UAACAGCAGCUGGGGAAGCGAACCACUUCGUUGAACGAGGAUCCGUGGAAAAAUCUCUGUGAAAGUGUAAACAGACGAGAUAACAGCUGAAUUAAACUGCUCUGAAGCAUUGUUACUUUGUCAACUGAAUAACGGAAACGGUCGUCGCUUUUCGCCGGUACGGAGGAUAAUACAAAACUUCCCAAAGAGGAAUUCUUCAUUCGGGAUGUCGGAGUGAAACAAAGAGGUCUGGGGGCAUUCCUGUCAGAUUGGGUCACAGUUGCAAAUGAGAACUUGUUCUCAACUAGCCUACAUGGUUAAAUAAAGGGUUGAACUUCAUCUUUGUGGCCUUCUCUGAAUGGGAAAGAUGGAAAGGGAGUUACAAUGGUGGAAAGGACAGCUAGCAGGGGAUAUCCAUCAGUCCCUCCGCAUCAAGGAGUUGAAGCUGCCUGUGUACCGGGCCCACUCCCCUCAGAUAGGGAUGCGUCGGUACUUUGCGGACCUGCUGGCCAUACUGUCGAACCGCUACCAGCUGUGUCCCACAGCCAGACACCUGUCUGUUUACCUGCUGGACCUGUUCAUGGAUCACUACGAUGUAGCCGUCAAACAGCUCUACGUCAUCGCUCUGUCCUGCCUGCUCCUCGCCAGUAAGUUUGAGGAGAGGGAGGACCGGGUACCUAAGUUGGAGCAGCUCAACUCCCUGGGCUUCAUGUGUUCUCUGAACCUUGUUCUCAACAAGCGAGACCUCAUGAAGAUGGAGCUGCUGCUGUUGGAGACGUUCAGCUGGAACCUGUGUAUGCCCACCCCGGCCCACUUCAUAGACCACUACCUCCAGGCCUCGGUGCAGGAGGGAGACCUGUACAACGGCUGGCCUCUCUCCUCCCUCUCCAAGACCAAAACCUUUAUGGACAAGUACACACACUACUUCCUGGAGGUGUCACUGCAAGACCAUGCGUUCCUGAGUUUCCGGCCGUCUCAGGUGGCGGCAGCGUGCGUAGCGGCGUCUCGUAUCUGUCUCCAGAUUUCUCCUAGCUGGACCACGUCUCUACACCUACUGACUGGCUACACCUGGGGCCACCUCACACACUGCAUCAAACUCAUGCUGCUUGCACAUGACAGCGACGUGAAGGAGGCCAACAAGCCCAAAUCCACCCCUCCGUUGUCUCGAUCCGCCUCUCUCCAGUCUCACCCUCCUCUCUCCCACCUCUCACCGGUCCCAGCCAUCCAGAGUCCAGCUACCUCCUCCUCCUCCACCCCCCAGCAGCUCUUCUUCCAGCCCAGCCCAGUGGGCUUCCCACACCUCUCCCCCUCCCUGUCCCAGCUCCACGCGCUAGCCGACUCCCAGGCUCUGGAGCCUGCUGGAGUCAACAUGUCCCAGGACUUCCUCCAGAGCCACAGGAUGGGGCUGCUCACCGGGGCCAACCCCAUGACCUCCAGAGCAGGGGCCUUCCCCUCCUAUCCGAGCCUGACUUCGGGGCUGCAGCCUGGGGCUCGGGUGGCACCGCUGUCCUUGCAGGGCCCCAUCUCCAUGCAGGUAGCCUUGGCUGCGGAGCCGAGACACUGCCUCAGCAUGGCCUACAGCCGGGGGUACCUGGGGGGCGUAGGCCCCCACCACACCUUCACGGCAGCGGGCUGCUUCGACAGAUGACGCCAGGAGACCGAGGGGAGGAUGAACAGCAAACCACCCCGAGCCAGGGACAGGGAACGCUGCAAUCCUCUCCCAUCACUACUUCCUCCUCCUCUCCGGUCCCUGGCAGACCUCCUCACUCUCUCCAUCAGCACCCCGCCCCCCUCCUCGGCCGCCCCUUGCCCCGCGCCCCCCACCUUCAGACAGAGACGGAGAGAAAGACUGCUCAAACGCAAGCAAAGGUCGAAGGGCACCGAUGACCCCAUGGAAGUCAUCACGCUGACAUGAUGCCCCUGACUGUUGUUGGACACUGUGUUCUAAUCACGUCAUAGGAACGUGAAGCCAAGGCAGAAGCAUUGAAACUGUGGAAUGGUCACGGUAUGUCCCUGGUUACGAUGCUGUUAUCACUGUGAACCAGAGGCUAUGCAGCAUGGUUCCUCCUCAGUGCCUCCUGGGUUUUGACCAGAGUGAUUUCUGUCUGUGAAUUCAGCUGAAGAUGAAGUGCUGCUCGAUCUCUCUCACUGUAAUCAACUCCACUGAAGACGAGAAAUAGGCCAGUAAAUUAAAGUUUUGAGCUGCUGACUUGGGAACAGUGGUAUGACUUGUUAUAAGCAGACAUACCAGUGAGUUGAAGAUGCUAUGCCACGUGCUAUGUGUGUGUGUGUGUGUGUGUAUUGGCUUUAUAUCACUCUUAUGACAGUGAAUAACGGGAUUAUGUCACUAAGUGCUACAGGGAGCCCUCUGAGUAUUCCUACCCAUAAUCCUCAAUGGAUGGAUAGGGAGGGUAGGCCAGAGUUCAUUGUUCUGUCACUGCAGAGGAAUUCCACAGUUAACAUACCUGUCAUGUUUUGGUUCUCUUCCCAUCCUCCUUCCUUUGGAGCGAGAGAGUGUAUUAAUGUAAGCAUUCUAAUUCUAUGCUUGGAACUUUGUGUACAUAAUGACAUGCUGCUGCCUUCUAUAUGAACUGAUGGUUCUGUGUGAGCUGAAGACUAGUUUCCAUGAACCACAGCGUGUAUCAGGGACUUGAUGUAACACAUUACUUGAAUACGAUGCCAUUGAAACGUGACGUAACUUUUUUAAUUUAAGUUUUAUGUUUUAUUUUGUAUUCCUUGGUUGUUUUUGGUUUUUAUACCGGUGUGAAACACUUUUUUUUAAUGUUUAUUUUAAAUGUAAAAAGCCAUUGUAUAGUGACUGAAUAUUCAGGCUCAGGUUGGUUUUUGUUGUUGUUUUUUUACCUUUAUUUAACCAGGCAAGUCAGUUAAGAACAAAUUCUUAUUUUCAAUGACGGCCUGGGAACAGUGGGGUUAACUGCCUGUUCAGGGGCAGAACGACAGAUUUGUACCUUGUUAGCUCGGGGGUUUGAACUCGCAACCUUCUGGUUACUAGUCCAACGCUCUAACCACUAGGCUACCCUACCGCCCCAGGCUCAGGUUGUUAGGCUGAGGAUAUCCAAUCAGCUGUUUUCUUACUAUUUUGUGUGCUUUAAGUAGAUGCUAGCAUGGCACCCAAGAGGAUUUCUCACUUCUCUCCCAGAGGAAGAGGUCCUGCCUUUUUUAAAUGACAUACUAAGAUAUAUAAAACACACUGAUGGUAUGCGUGACCUCGCGGUCGAUGAAACACACAGCCCAUCUGCAGCUUAUCACUAAUUGCUUCCCACAUUUCCAAAACUUCCACUUCCUGCUGGAACGUAAACACAUCCAGAUUCCCCUUCUUGCGUCACAGGCGGUCUCGCUGGUUACCGUGGCAAUGGCCAAAAAUCUAAAUCAGGGGCUCACUCAGAAGGACAGUUGGAAGGUUACAGAAUGUUUAGAUGCCCAUAACUGAUCUAAACAGCACGUUUCUAUCUGUUGUGUAGAGCAGAGAAUGAUGGAAGCUCUAGAAAUCACAUUUCUAUCUGCAACAGUGUUAACUUCUGGUCCUUCUCUGUCGGUAUGCUUUGAAUGUGUACAUUUUUACUAUGGUUGUACCUUGUCCCCAACAGUUUUCAUACUUCAACUAUCCUGAUACUACUACGGCUGUGUUCUGAUUCUCAAUGUUCUGGGCUUAGAUAUCGAGACACUUUCAUUGAACACUGUGAAGCCUGGCUUCAAGCAAGAUAUCUAGCAAGCAUUUUUUUUUUACUACAAAUGGAAUGAAGGGCUUAGUAGGAACCAAAUGCAUCUUCCUGACUGAUCUUCUGAACUGUCAAUCCCACUCACUGUAUGGUCAUCACUACUUUCAUAGACAAAGGGAUUCUUCCUUUUAACUUUGUAUAGUUUUUUUUUAAGUGCAUUUUAUUUAGUCUUGUUCUUGCUGUGUUAAUAAAGAUGGAUGCGGUCGGUGUGGAGUACUAGGUCAUUCAUUAGGCACCAAACGGAAGAAGACUGACACAGGAAGGGACUAAAUAAGCUUUUUCUUUAUUGGACAAGUUCGUUUUGGCUACGCUAUGACCUAUUGAAUAAGACCCUGUUUUAAGUAAAAGUACUCCCUUCCCUCACUAAAAAGCCACUUCUCUCACUGAGGUCUCAAGGUUGUUUUGUUGAUAGAACCAUAGCAUUAGAAUAAUUCAUUCUGUUUAUGGCGAGAAGUCUUCUCACAGCCAUCACUACUGGUUCAUCUUUUAGGACUUAUUCUUUGACAUGAUUUUGUGAUUUGACUCCAUGUUGGUCCUUGCUGCCAGAAAGCAGAGAGCUCUGAACACAUAACUAUGUUGCAUAUUGCAGCCUUGACUGGUGUACUGCACAUGUUGCUAUAGCGAUACUGUGCAUUUUUUCUAUGUACACAGAACUGUGCUGAUACCAAACAACCACACUACUUGUCAUUUCAUUGGACAUGAGAAAUGUCCCAGUAUUUUUGUUGAUAAAGGGGCUUCUUUUAUCAGAUGAGCCAUUGAAAUAAACAACAAACUGAAUA
This is a messenger RNA of Oncorhynchus masou masou (cherry salmon), 4498 nucleotides long. Its product is annotated as cyclin-J-like. Gene Ontology annotation, molecular function: cyclin-dependent protein serine/threonine kinase regulator activity. The coding region runs from base 338 to 1627 and encodes 429 amino acids. The record is from RefSeq and is a predicted model, not a curated record. The transcript is spliced from 7 exons. Gene Ontology annotation, cellular component: cytoplasm; cyclin-dependent protein kinase holoenzyme complex; nucleus. Gene Ontology annotation, biological process: mitotic cell cycle phase transition; regulation of cyclin-dependent protein serine/threonine kinase activity. NCBI's taxonomy places the organism in Eukaryota, Metazoa, Chordata, Actinopteri, Salmoniformes, Salmonidae.